AUGUCUGCCCAAUUCGCUCAAGUGAUCCCCCGACAGGUCGGCGAGAACCUGGAGGAAGCACCACAGUACACCGGAUCACCCCGGCAGCUGUUCGUAUACGACAUCAAGCUUUUCUUUCGCAAUAUUCUAUAUUUACCUCUAAUGUUCUUUCCCUUGGCGCCUUGGCCGUCUGGACCUCUCGAUGAGCAGUACCCGUCUCUCAAGAACAUCUUCGAUAUCUCGCUUCACUUGAUUCUCUUUGUCGUUCAACUUGCUUUCUUGAUCUCAUUGCCUAUCUUGAUUUACCUGCCUGUUUCUCUUUUUGUUUCAUACAUCGUGGGAGUUCUUUUCUUGAACUACCUGGUAUGUCAACUUCUCAAUCGAGGUAUACCAGAGGACGGACUCAAAUCCACCGAGGACGAAUAUACCCAAGAGUGGGAACGCCAUGACGAUGAGCGUUGGAUAUUCCUGAACGGGAUCUGCGUCGGAAAAAAUUGGCUCCAAAACAACAUCGACCGCCUCUCCCGCACUUUCCACCGACCCAUCGUCGGAGUCCACAACAAAACCUCCGGAGUGAUCUUCGACAUAAUCCAAUGCCUAAUCCAACGCUCCCUCCUCUUCGCAACACCCGACGUACGCGAAUGCUACAUCCUCGUGAAAAAAGCCCUCUACCAACCCGGCGUGAAAAGAGUCAUUCUAAUCCUCCAUUCCCAAGGCGGAAUAGAAGGCGGAAUGAUAGUCGACUGGCUCCUAAACGAAGUCCCCCAAGACCUCCUCCAAUACCUGGAGAUCUACACCUUUGGCAUAAUCGCAAACCACUUCAACAAUCCCUACCGCGAUGUCUUCCACAGCAAAGGUGCUAUGCAGAAUGGGGAACACAGGAGAAGACAUAACCGCGCUAUCUCCCAUAUCGAACAUUACGCUAAUAGUGAUGAUUUUGCCAGUCGGUUUGGUGUUCUCCAUUUCACGAAAUUGGCGGCUGUACAUCCGCUCAAGAAUAGGUUUAUGGGGAAGGUUUUUAUUAAUCCCAGAUCAGGGCAUCAGCUUAAUCAACAUUAUCUUGAUAGUAUGUUUCCGCUUGAUGAGACGAGGAGGUUUGCGAGGGAGCCUGAAGAGGGUGAUUUUAUGGAUUUGAAGGUUUUUAUAGAGGGGCAGAGUGUACGGGGUGAGCCUUUGAGGCAUUAUGAGAAUUAUAUGGUUUCUGCGAGGGGCAAAGGUGGACUGCGGAUCUCGACGGGUGAGAAGGGUGAUGAAGCGGAGGUCUCCAAUUUGAGUCCGGUGCUUCCGGAGGAGAGUAGAGGGUGGAAGGAUGAUGUGGGUUUUUCGCGGGCUCUGGCGCCUUGUCAGUUGAGGACAAGGGAUGUUAGUAGAUUGUGGCAGUAUCGGAAUGGUGGGCGUCCGAUGUAG
Messenger RNA from Penicillium salamii, 1386 nucleotides. NCBI's taxonomy places the organism in Eukaryota, Fungi, Ascomycota, Eurotiomycetes, Eurotiales, Aspergillaceae. The record is from the annotation of a GenBank genome assembly.